Messenger RNA from Liolophura sinensis, 1464 nucleotides. Its product is annotated as spermatogenesis-associated protein 17-like. The transcript is spliced from 10 exons. Lineage: Eukaryota; Metazoa; Mollusca; Polyplacophora; Chitonida; Chitonidae. The record is from RefSeq and is a predicted model, not a curated record. Bases 201 to 1256 code for a protein of 351 amino acids. Gene Ontology annotation, molecular function: protein binding.
CUACAGCAUUGUCGGCAACCUGUUCAAACCUGGGAAAGCUGAAAAGGGUGGUAAAGAAUUUAGAAAUCAUUUCAGCGGGUGUAUGGGAUUUUUUAUAGAAAUAUUUUAUAUACAACCAUAGGUCAAAUCCUGAAAAAAGGAAAGAUCCAAGCGUAAAUCUCCACCACAAGGCGUCGAUUUGACAGUCCAAGACGUGAGAAAUGGCCACCAUGGUGAGACUGCUAUCACAGGUGGAUGGUAUUAUUGAGGACACGUAUCGACGGAAAAAUGAAGCAGAAGAAAAUCGGGAGCUGGAAUAUAAAUCCAUUGUGAGAAUACAGGCUUGGUAUAGAGCUACUGUUACAAGGGCUUAUCUGAAACAUUUGUUCAGGUUAGCCACAACAAUACAAAGAACAUGGAGAGGGUUUCUGGGCAGAAGAUACUUUAGAGGCUUGGUAAAGGACAGAGUUUUCCAGAUGAAGUUGAACCAUUACAAUGCCAUGGCCACAAAGGUUCAAAAAUAUUGGAGAGGAUUUUAUACCAGAAAGUAUGUAUUUAACUAUUAUAGCAGGAAGCGUUACCUGGAAGCACUUCAGCUCAAAAAUCAACAAGUCAGAUCUGACCUACAGGAGUUUGCUGAGCAGCAGCAGGCUAUUGAGAGGAGACAGAAGGAGAUAGCGGAGAGACAGCAGAGAGAGCACCUGGCCAGGAAGACGCACCAUCUCGUCAGUACGAUAGCCAUGCCUGGUAUCUACAACUCCCCCUUCAGACCUUACCCCAUGGAUAUGGAGUAUUUGUUACAGAGUGUGAAGCCACUACCUGUGGAGAAGAAGUCAUCCCCAGAGCAUUCGUAUGACCCGUCCUGGAAGGGUUACAAUUUGCCACGUCCACAACAGCUGCCACCAUUACCACAGAAACCACAGGGUCCAUUCCGUGAGCCAGCUGAUGUACAGAAGCAGAGAUACAAGCCAUUCCAGCAAAGCCUCAGGGUGGAGACGUCCUUCACAUCCCUGGAGCAGGCCAGACAAGCCCUCAAAAAUAAGGAGUGGGUGGACAGGGUGAAUGAUGACAUAUUUAUGCCCUUUAGCAAGGGGACUGAUCAGUAUCAACCUCUGCUACACUCGUCCUCCAUGUAUGGACAUAUACCUUAUGGAACAAAGUACUUCAGGGAAGAACAUAUUGACAAGUUUGUUGUGAAGCAGAAUUUCAAAUCAUUGGUUCCUCCCAUUCCAAUAUUUGAGAAGUUGAAUGACACGUAUUCUCGGGGACAAGUCUAAACGAUGGAAAGUCUUAUGUAACAUAUGUACAUUGAAACUAACAACAUGUGCUGAUUCUUUGAAUGACGUCAAACAAGUUCAUACAAAUGCUCUAGUCGUGGGGACAUGAAAUUACCUGGAUGAAGGAGUCAGUGCACCUUAGUUGUUCCUUGGAGUUCUCGUGACAUUGAAUCGUAAUAUAAGCUAUUAAAACGUAAUUUUUGUGUUU